GUUCUUUGGGUUUAAAUACGUCGCUGUCCUCUCGUUUCUCUCUCUCUUCAAACCCUCUCUGGUCUCGUCUGUGUUGGGUUCUCGUCCCAUGAUUAUUGCAGAUCAGGUCGCAACCACCGUUACAAGUCUUCUCACUUUCCUGCUCUCGUUUUUCGGCUCUCUCUAGGGUUUAUGCCCUCCAUCUUCCUCUUCUUCCUCCUUCAGGGCUCCGAUGUCGUCUGCCGUCACCGCUGCUCCUUCCUCCUCCGCUCUUUCUUCUAAAGUUUGUUAUAAUUCCGAGUGUAAGGAAUUGAAACCCGAGCGCCCCAGGAAGGGCUGGCGUCUUCGCACCGGCGACUUUGCCGAGCUCUGUGAUCGAUGCGCGUGUGCUUAUGAGGAAGGAAGAUUCUGUGAGACUUUUCACUUGAAUGCUACUGGUUGGAGGUGCUGCGAAUCCUGUGGAAAGCGGGUUCAUUGUGGAUGUAUUGUUUCAGCUCAUGCAUUUACCUUAUUGGAUCCUGGGGGUAUCGAGUGCAUGACAUGUGCAAGGAAGAAUGUCAUCUUACCACUAAAUCCAGCAUGGCCACCAUCUUUGUUUUUCCAUUCAACUUUACCUGACAGACUAAAAGAUCUGUCUGUGAAAAAUUGGAGUCAGUUGGCUGGAUCAGGUCCUGUACCAUGGCGCCAAGCUCCCAGUAUGUUCAAUUCUUCUCUCCCUUCUGGUGAAUUGCAUCAUAGAGCACCUUACGAAGUUGACAUAUCAGCUGCCCUUAACAAACUCAAUACCAGUGAAAGGUUGCCCAUACCUUUAGAAAAAAGGAAAAAUGACGACUUCUCUGAAAGGUUCCUGAAUGGGAGCCUGAAACAAUGUGCACAGGAUAUAUGUGAAAAUGGGACUGCAGGAGGAAUUAAAUGCGAGGAUAAAGCUAGCUCAUGUUCUAAUAUACCACAGCAGUCUAGCUUUGUGAAGGAGGAUUCAUCUACUACUCAAUAUGGUUUGAGUGUUCCUUAUGCACCUCCAAAUGAAUCGAAUGUACGGGGUAGGAUUUCUGGAACUCAUUUAAGACCAGCUCCAUCAUCUCCUCUGCCAAAGCAGAUCCAUACCAAUUUGCAAAAUGGAGCUGACACGUCUAAUGAAACACAUAUUCGCAAUGGAAGGCCUAGAGGAGAUUCACGUGGAACUGGAAAGAAUUAUUUGCUUCCACGCUACUGGCCUAGGUUUACUGACCAAGAGCUGCAACAAAUAUCUGUCGACUCAAAUUCUGUAAUUACUCCAUUGUUUGAAAAAAUGUUAAGUGCUAGUGAUGCUGGGCGUAUUGGGCGUUUGGUGCUGCCAAAAAAAUGUGCUGAGGCCUAUUUUCCAUCAAUCUCCCAGCCCGAGGGAUUACCUUUAAAAGUACAGGAUGCAAAAGGAAAGGAAUGGAUAUUUCAGUUUCGUUUUUGGCCUAAUAACAAUAGCAGGAUGUACGUCCUUGAGGGGGUUACUCCCUGCAUACAGUCCAUGCAAUUGCAAGCAGGUGACAUAGUGACAUUUAGUCGGCUAGAGCCAGAAGGGAAGUUGGUUAUGGGUUUCAGAAAGGCCUCAACAGCCGCUGAUCAGGAAAAUGAAACAAGCAAGACUAAGAAUGGAGCUCCUAUGCAUGGAGAUGCUGAACUGGCAGAUCCUAAUUCGUGGACAAAAGUUGACAAGUCUGGAUACAUAGCGAAAGAGGCAUUGGGAGCCAAACCUUCGAUUUCUAGAAAGAGGAAGAAUAGCACCUUAGGUUCAAAGAGUAAGCGCCUUAGAAUUGAAAAUGAAGACAUGAUUGAGUUGAAGAUAACUUGGGAAGAAGCUCAAGGAUUGCUUCGGCCUCCUCCAAACCAAGUUCCUAGUAUUGUGGUCAUUGAAGGUUUCGAAUUUGAGGAAUAUGAGGAUGCACCUAUACUUGGGAAGCCAACAAUUAUACCUCCUGAUGGUACAGGUGAAAGGAUUCAAUGGACGCAAUGUGAAGACUGUUUGAAGUGGCGGAAACUGCCCGUCAGUGCUCUUCUUCCGUCAAAAUGGACUUGUUCGGACAACUCAUGGGAUCCUGAGAGAUCUAUUUGCUCAGCAGCACAAGAGUUGUCAACAGAGCAGCUGGAAGAACUGCUAUCCCCUAGCAAUUCAGCCGCUGCUGUCAAGAAAAUGAAGGCCUCCAAACUAGAACCAGAUAAUGUUGUAGCUCUGGAGGGACUUGACACACUUGCAAAUUUAGCCAUCUUAGGGGAGGGCGAGGCAAUCCAGUCACCUGGCCAGGCCACCACAAAGCACCCUCGCCAUAGACCGGGAUGUUCAUGCAUAGUAUGCAUUCAGCCUCCAAGUGGGAAGGGACCAAAACAUAAGCAGACCUGCACCUGUAAUGUGUGCUUGACAGUAAAGCGUCGUUUUCGAACAUUAAUGCUGCGACGUGAAAAAAAGCAAUCUGAAAAAGAAGCAGAAACUACCCGCCAAAGGUAUCAAUUUCAAGAUGAAUUGUUCCUCGAUAGAUCCAUGGACGAUGAAUCUCUUACUUGUAGUAAUACUAGUACAAGUAAGCUGAUUGAGGAGGGAAAAAUAAAUGAGGGCUCCGAUGACGAUCCAAAUAGGAACAAGCCUUCCAGUUCACCUUUUAAAGGCCAAAUCGAUUUGAAUAUGCAGCCUGAGCGAGAGGAAGAGCUGUCACCAGGUUCUGAUUCAGGAAGCAUGAUGAAAUUGCUUCCAGACACUGGGGACAGGUUCCUUGAGCAGCAGAGAUCGAACUCUGGCGGUAGCGGAAGUUCAUCAAGCGAUCCAUUAGAACCUGGAGGAGAACGUGAACAUAGAGGUGGGAAUAAUAGUAGCAAUGGCAUUGAUCUCAGCAGCAACGUAGAUGUGGAUAAGGACUGUCCUGCAACGUUGUCCUUCAAGGCUUCAGCAUCCAUGUCAGCCACGGGGUGAAGUAAAACAGUCUGCUACAUACGGAUGCGGGUACUAUAUAUAUAUAUAUUCAUCACAUACACUGCAUUUGGGGGUCAGUUUUUGUUGUACAUUCAUCCACGCUGACUUCAUCCAUUUGCAAAUCUGUACAUAAAGAGCGUUAGGAAGUGUUAAUCAGGAUUGAGAAACCUAUAGUUCAGACAAAACCCACUUUCUAUAAGUAGUUUUAGAGGACAGCGGAGUGCUACUGCUGAGCAGGAAACUGAACCGAUGAAAUUGUCUACUAAAUCAACAAUCUGACAUUAGGAAGCAGCAUAGAAUGAAUACCUUCAUGCAGAAUUUUUAACACCUGACCUUUGAUUUUCUCAGUACAGUUGAAAUGGAAACUGGUUUUCAAGUUGGCACUGAUUACAUUUCUUGGUGAUCCCAAGUGUAUGUGGCAAAGUUCACGAGGUGGAGGAAUAUUUUUCUUCCUCUGUCAUUCUGGAUUUUUGUUGUAGCAAAUUCUUUAAGCUUGCAAUUACUACACACUGAAUUUGGACAAUGUUGAGCCAUUUGUAUAUGAAAUGUGGCCUAGUGGACUAGAGGUAGCAGGCAGAUUGGAGGCAUAGUAGAGCAUGUUUAAAAAUGAUUUUAGAACGAGUGAUUUUGGUUGAAGAGAUUUCAGUGACAAGUAAUUUCAGUGACAAGUGAUUUUUA
Momordica charantia (bitter melon) is the source of this 3592-nucleotide messenger RNA. Its product is annotated as B3 domain-containing protein Os07g0563300. NCBI's taxonomy places the organism in Eukaryota, Viridiplantae, Streptophyta, Magnoliopsida, Cucurbitales, Cucurbitaceae. Gene Ontology annotation, molecular function: zinc ion binding; DNA binding. The record is from RefSeq and is a predicted model, not a curated record.